Molecule: messenger RNA, 699 nt
Organism: Paraglomus brasilianum
Lineage: Eukaryota; Fungi; Glomeromycota; Glomeromycetes; Paraglomerales; Paraglomeraceae
Source: the annotation of a GenBank genome assembly
AUGUUCAUCCUUUCGACUUUUCGUGACACAUUAACAAUAAUUCCCAAAGACUUUCGAAAAAGCAAACUCGAAGCUCUUUCCGACGAAAUAAACAAGAAGUUCGCGAAUAAGGUACUACUAUCUAAGAAUGCUUCCUAUUGUAGAAACCCGACAAUACAACACGACAGUAACCAACUCAAAAAGGUUGUUCAUGAUGUAGGACUAUGCGUGUGCUUGCACGACAUAAUUGAUACCAGCGAAGAGUUUGUUCAUUAUGGUGAUGGUUCAAGCUACGUCAAGGCAAUUUCCCAAGUGAAAUUUCGAAUGAUAGUUUUUCGCCCAUUUAUUGGCGAGCUUCUAGUUGGGAAAAUAAAAACUUGUACUCCUGAAGGUGUUCGAGUAUCGAUAGAUUUUUUCGACGACAUCCAUAUUCCCUCCACGCUGCUGAAACAUCAAUCGGUCUUUGAUCAAAGUGAACAAGCGUGGGUGUGGCAUUAUGAACCCGGCCUGUUAUUGUGGAUGGAAGUUGAUGACCUCGUUCGCUUCCGUGUUGUCAGCGAAGCAUUUACUGACAUUACACCAAUGAGUGCACCUAGAUCUCGUGGUGGCUUACUAGAUACGAAUCUAGCCGGAAAUUCGGCCCAGAUACCGCCAUAUCAGCUGAGAUGCAGUAUACAAGAAGAUGGAUUGGGUCCCCUCGCUUGGUGGCAAGAUCAAUAA